Molecule: messenger RNA, 1347 nt
Organism: Spodoptera littoralis (African cotton leafworm)
Lineage: Eukaryota; Metazoa; Arthropoda; Insecta; Lepidoptera; Noctuidae
Source: the annotation of a GenBank genome assembly
AUGGGCUUAUUCGCGGCGUGCGCUUUGAAUGGCGACGGACACGAAGAACAAUGUAUGGGCGCCUGUUACGGUACAGAGAAGGAAAAAUGCCGAGUAGGGUGGAGUACAUACUACAAAGGUAAAGAUUGCAAGAUAAGCGACAAAUUGUUGCUUAGAUAUUAUACAGAGUACAGUCACGGUGUAACAGUGAAAUGUAUGAGCGAUUGUGCCCAUUUCGGUGGAUACUAUAAGCCGUGGUGUGUCAAUGAGGACAAUUGGUGGCUGUGUGUUAAGGAAAUACCGCGAAAUGUAACUAGAAAAAUUCCAAAUUCAGGUAAAUACCAAUACUACCAUUGUUUGGAGGGCUGCACGGAUGGGUGGUGUGAUACUUACCCUAAUUCCUGGAAAUAUUGUGAUCCGUCUAAAACUGUAUUCGUAUCGGACAAUCCAACUGAGGUCGGCACACGAUGUGUGACGCGAUGUGGUGUAUGGGGUGAGAAUAUAUUUAAAUGCUAUGACACUAAGAAAAAGUGGGUAAAUUGUUAUCCCUCGCCAGAUGGUACAAAAAUUGUGAAAAGUUUUCAUCAAUAUGCUGAAAAACAUAAACACACAUUCAAUGAACGUGGACAAUUGGUUUCUUGUGAUACAAUAUCUAGGAAACGACGCAACAGUGAUUACGACAACGCCGAUGUCGAUGAUUUUGACAUGCUUAAGUUGGAAUCGAGAUUCAACGGCCACAACUCCGUCGAAGAGAUGGCCACGAGGCUGGAAGCCAUAUUCACUACAGAAACGUUACGUUGGCCGACGCCGCAGGUGAGCGGUGAUCUUUCUGAUAACCCGAUACUACAGUACACUGUGCGUAUCAUUCCCACCCCAUUCAAUAAACCUCAAAUUAUUUUACCGAUGGUCGUCAAAGCGAUGUACAGUACUUACACGCGUGCUACAAACCGCUUAUCAACAUACGAUGAAGUCAACUACAGUAAGCAGGAUCCGAAGCCAGAUUUGAAUGAUCACGAUUACAUCAUUCCAUACUCCUUGGGCGGCACAAACGACUCCUACAACAUCGUGCCACAGUCAAGUGCCUUGAAUCAAGAUGGACCGUGGGGACGUUUGGAGCGUAUCAUCAGAGAUUACAUCACUUCGCAUCCUACUGGGACUGUAGAUCACAUAGUGGUGAUCAAUUACAACUUCACCAAAUCGUAUCGACCGACGUCGUUUGGGAUUCGUGUGCGAUUUUAUGACGCAGAUCGGCAACUCGUCGAUGAGAACGGCCAGCGUCUCAAUUCAUUUUCGGACAAUAUUUAUGAAGAGUUCUAUCUUAUCAACGAAGAGUCGCCAUGUGGUAAUGAUUCAUUACCUUUAUUCUAA